GGCUCGUGGAGUCACAAGGACAAGACAUAUGGGCAAGAUGUGGCCAGCGCAAUCUAGCUACUACAUGGUGUAGGCACCAAGUGAAGAUACGGAUUGAGAGCUAAAUCCGUGUAACUCCGCAGUAGCUAAACGAUAGCUUCCGUCAGUUAGCCGGCACUAAUGACGAUCAGGAAAUCGUUCAGAAGUGCAGAAAGAAGUAAGUGACAUCAUAGACCUUCCAAAGGCAUCUUCGCGUUGCGGGACGGGGAGAUUGAAACCCAGACCCCGCGGUCUGUUAAAGCACGCUCGGCCCUUGUUAAGCGCGACCACAUUGAUACAAGGAAGUUAAAAGCGGAGGAGCGCUCUCAACGUCAACGGGCUUCCCUCUCGUCCGCUCCGACAUCACUCACAAAUACUACAAGACAAUCACCAUGGCAGGCAUCGUCCGUUUCCUCAAUUCCCAGCUUUUCGUCACACCUGUAAAGCCCAGCGGUGAUCUUACUGGAAAGACUGUUAUCGUCACGGGCUCCAACGUCGGUCUUGGAAAAGAGGCCGCGCGUCACUUCACUCAGCUCAAUGCUUCGACUGUGAUUCUUGCCGUGCGCUCCAUCGAGAAGGGUGAAGCGGCGCGUAAGGAUAUUGAAUCGACAACAGGCCGCAACGAUGUAGUCAGAGUCAUGCAACUGGACAUGUCGUCCUACCAAUCAGUUCUCGAUUUCGCCGAAAAAGCUAGCAAAGAGUUGGAACGAGUGGAUAUUGCAGUUUUGAACGCCGGCGUGAACCGCGGCGUCUGGGAGGUCUUCGAACAAGACGAAUCAACCAUCACCGUGAACGUGGUGUCUACAUUCCUGCUGGCUUUCGCUUUAUUACCUAAGCUCAAGGAAACGGCGAACAAGUUCAACGUUAGACCCACACUUACCAUUGUCAGCUCCGAGGUGCAUGAGUGGACACCGUUCGAUGAGAGGAAUGCACCCGAGGGUAAACUCUUCGAGAGAUUGAAUGAGAAGGUUGUCGAUGGAAAGGAAGUUGGACUCGGCAAUCGAUACCAGGUCAGCAAGCUCAUGGAAGUACUAUUCGUCCGCGCAUUCUGCGAGCGAUACCCGGAAUCGAAUAUUCCAGUGACGGUGAAUCUCGUUAACCCUGGCUUCUGCCACUCCGAAUUUGGUCGGGAAGGUCCAGGGUUUCUCGCCGUCAUGCGCUUUUUCCUCGCACGUACGACGGAAGUGGGAUCAAGAACUCUUGUGCACGCCGGUACUUCAGGCGUCGAGACCCAUGGAAAGUAUCUCAGCGACUGCGAGAUUACUGAACCGAGCGCUUUCGUGCGAAGCGAUGACGGAAAGAAGGGUCAAGAGAAGGUUUGGAAAGAGUUGGUGGAGAAACUUGAGGGUAUCAAGACUGGAAUCACAAAGAGCUUCUAACGAGGUGAUGUAAACUCAGAAUCGUAAUUAAACGAAACAUCCUGUGGAAGAACCAUUGACAUGAUAAUCAAAGUAGUAUAGUAAUUGCCUU
Molecule: messenger RNA, 1488 nt
Organism: Alternaria alternata
Lineage: Eukaryota; Fungi; Ascomycota; Dothideomycetes; Pleosporales; Pleosporaceae
Product: NAD(P)-binding protein
Exons: 3
Coding region: 411-1397 (328 amino acids)
Source: RefSeq, a predicted model, not a curated record